AUGAACCGGAACGGGAUAGAGUCUGAGGAGCUGUACGGGUAUUUGCGGCGGGUGGUUGUGGAGAGGGACGAAGGUGCGCUAUGCGGUGCCCACGAGUGGACGCCUCUGCUCGUGGACCACUUCAGCGAGACGAUCCCUCGCGAGUUGUUCCAGGUAGGCCCCGCUGGCGGCGACGUGGAUUCGCUGAGGGAGAGGCUUGUUGUUGUGGGUGGGUUGCUGACGGACCGGUUUGUCUCUGGUGGAGGGGUUCCUUUUACAUUUGUGCGUGUCUGCGAGUUGUGCUUCCAACCGUUUGACUACUUCCGACCCAGCGAGUUGGACAAGUUCGUGAGGGCGAUGGAGAAGUGUGUGGAAGGUGUGCAGACAUUCUGGCGCGGAGCCACCCCGGUGGAGGAAUCAGCGGCGGUGGGGUCCCCCGCAGACGCAACGACGGAGGAUGUCUCGAUGAGCGUCGUGCCGUUUAUUGAGGACGAGAAGGCCGUCAUGCGGGAGUACGAGUCCUUCUUCAAAGAGAUCGACGGAGUGAUGUCGCUGAACGCGCAGUACGAGGAGGACGACGACGACGAUGACGAUGUGAAUGGUGGUGGUGGGGACCCACGAGCGGGUGAUUUCCUCUCCGAGGAGUACUACGAGGACGACAGCGAUGACGCAGACUACGAGGACCCUGAGCCGAAGAAGAAGCGGAAGUCGCGGUGCACGGAGCUGGACAACUACGAGUACGCUGACGAGGAUGUCGAUGAUGAGGAUGAGGAAGGGGACGCAAUUGGCAAAGGUGGUGAUGAGGAGUUGCCCUCGACUCCGAAUAAGAAGUCUCGCCGCAUGAAGGCGGAAGGUAUUGAGUCACCCGGGAGCAGUGGGGACAAGAUACGAACGCUUGAGGGUGAAGAAGGUACGAAUAAAUAA
Molecule: messenger RNA, 903 nt
Organism: Huiozyma naganishii CBS 8797
Lineage: Eukaryota; Fungi; Ascomycota; Saccharomycetes; Saccharomycetales; Saccharomycetaceae
Gene: PSY4
Product: Psy4p
Exons: 1
Coding region: 1-903 (300 amino acids)
Cellular component (GO): protein phosphatase 4 complex
Molecular function (GO): protein phosphatase regulator activity
Source: RefSeq, a predicted model, not a curated record